ACAUCGCAGGAAUUUAAACGUUUCUCCAGCCGGCGAGUCGCCGGAAUUCAUCGAAUUGUUCUGCUUCAUCUACGAGUGCAGUGAGAUGUGAUCGAAAGAAUUCACUGAAUCCAGUGGAUGAAUAAACUUUGCUCGGAUUCUUUACUAUUUUGUACUCGAUGUCAGUGAGACGUGCAGUCUAACCUAUUGAGGUCACGUGCUGUAAACAUGUUGACGGAUUAUUUUUUAAAGUACCACGCUGAUGAUGUGAUGACGAUACUUGAGGCACCGGACGAUUCGAUGCAUUAUCCAAUCUACGUUAAUUUCGUCACAUUAUUUGGGGCUGAACCAGAAGCAGCUAACAACAUCCUUCGAAAGCCGAGACUGUACUUACCCCUCUGCGACGCUUCAGCCGUAAAAUGCCAGAAAUUACUAGCCCAAUCUCACCAUAAAAUCAAACAAAGAAUUCAUACAAGAAUCACAUCAACCCCCCAUCGAGCAAAUCACGAGAAUAUCGGUGAAUUCGUAACCACAACUGGUAUUGCAGUAAGAAUAUCCCAACCGAGUGUUUUAAAACUAGUGAAACGAUGGUACUGCAAAAAGUGUGAGCACAUCACAGCUGUCAAUUUGUCUUGGGAAUUGCAAACAUUCAAAGAGCCCAAACAAUGUGAGAAGUGCUUUGCAAAGAGUCUCAGAGUUGAGAAUAAUGUUGAUGCUGAUGAUUGCGUGGAUUAUCAAGAGGUGAAAAUUCAGGAGAAGGUGCAGACUGACAGCAGUAGCUCUUACAAUGAGGGGAUGCAAGUGAUUCUGAUGAGCGAUUUGGUGGAUCAAUGCGCCCCGGGCAAUGAUGUGGAAGUAAGUGGAGUCGUUAUUGAACGCUGGACGCAAAUAGCUGAGGGCAAGAGGCCCGAGGCAACUACGGUAAUGCUUGCCAACAGUUUGUCAAUAUUACGAAAAGUUUUGGAUUCAAAUUAUUCCGAGAUUGAAAUAACGGAAAUAUUCCGGAAUUACUGGGAAAGAUAUGAAGGUAAACCACUGGAAGGGAGGAAUAAUAUUCUAGCGUCUAUUUGUCCUCAGCUCUUCGGUAUGUACUUCGUAAAACUAGCGCUCGCUGUGGUUCUUGCGGCUGGAGUUUCCAAGCUCAAUCAAACUGGUGUAAGAGUAAGGGGAGAGCCACAUUUAUUGAUGAUAGGUGACCCUGGCACUGGCAAAUCCCAGAUACUCAGAACUGCUGCAAGACUAGCUGUACGAUCAGUUCUCACAACUGGAGUGGGAACUACUGCUGCAGGGUUGACAGCAGCUGCAGUCAAGGACACAGAUGGCUGGCAUCUGGAAGGUGGUGCCCUAGUCCUGGCUGACGGUGGAGUUUGCUGUGUCGACGAAUUCACAACAAUGAAUUCUAACGACCGUGCAUCACUCCACGAAGCGAUGGAGCAACAGACGAUAUCGAUAGCCAAAGCUGGUCUAGUCAGUACUCUCAAUUCACGAUGUUCAGUCAUAGCUGCUAUAAAUCCUGUCGGUGGAAAAUUUGUGGAGGGAGUUGAGAUGAAGACAAAGCUUGGCAAUCCACUUCUAUCGAGAUUCGAUUUGAUUCUGCAACUCAGGGACAAUAAAAACCUUGAGUGGGAUCGUAUGACUGCUGAGCAUUUACUGAGAGCUGCCUGCGAUGAUCCUGACGACCAGGAUACGAGAACUGUAAAGAAGCCCAUGGAGCUUCUGAAAUCCGACAAUCUGUGGGACGAAGAGAGUCUCCGUGAGUACUUUGCCUACAUCCAUACCCUGGAGCCCACAUUAACCGAGGAAGCAGACGUAAUUCUGCGAGCAACCUUUCUCCACCAUCGAAAGAACCCAAACAGAAGGGAAGAGAGAACGACAGUGCGACUCCUGGAGAGUCUCAUCAGACUGGCGGAGGGUCAUGCAAGAUUAAUGUACAAGAAGGAAGUCGAUAUUAUGGACGCAAUAGUUGCAGCUCAACUUGUUGGUACAAUUCCCACGUACAAUGACGCUGGCUGUCCAUUCCCCAAGGAUCCAAUGGCCGUAUUUAAUCAAGAAACAACAGAACUAUUGGAAUUACUCGGUUUGGAGCACCUGCUGGGCUCCUCGUCAGACAAUCAACAGUAAUUAAUAUUCACUCUCAUCAAGAAUUCAUCAUCCCUCACCAUAUCAACAGCAGGUCCUCAAUUAACAUUCCAUUCACCCCUGACACGAAUUUUUCAAUUUUUCCAAUCAUCAAAUAUCCUCACUUCCAUUAAAUUAUUCAUUAAAAUGAUUUAUUCAUCUAACGUAAUGAAAAGUCCCAGCGGCCUAACGCACUAAACAUAAAUUCUCACAUAAUUUUAAUAACGACAUCCUUGUAAAAAUUAAAUUGUUUAUUGUUGCUGUACUAUAAUCAAACAUUAUAUGAAUACGAAUUCACGUGGGACUCCGUAACUCCGCACCCCCUCACAUUUCCCUAGAGACUAUAUAAAAAUAACGAUACAUACUCGUGUCCGAAUAACUCGUCUAUCAUCAUUUUGUCAUUUCAAUGAUUUUUACAUUUGUUUGACCCAUAGAACUUCGUUAGCGAACAGUGCACUGUUAAAUGAUCUAUUCUUCCAAUGAUGAAGACACUAUAGAAAAUAAAGCAAACGCAGUCGUUUAUUCCUCGAAUAAUUUUGAAUUGUGACCGACUAGUUUUAAAUCAGAAAAGAAAAACAAAUUUUAAUUAAUUAAAUACUCGACGUCGUUAAUUCAACAGAGUUCAUUAACAAUUAAAAAAAUCGUCAGAAUGACUGUGCAUAUAAUACGAUAGCAUACGUAUAAUUACACUCAAUGUAGUCAUUAUCACCAGAAAUAACUGUAAAAAGUCUUCACAGCAAAUCCUCAAUCCACCAAUGAUGAUAUACAGAUUAAUACUCACAAGUUUCGUGGAAACAAUAACGAUAAACCUCGAAAGAGUCAGUAAAGCAAUAAACGAGACACUGAUUGAAUAUUAAUGUUAUCAAUUUGCA
Messenger RNA from Diachasma alloeum, 2969 nucleotides. Its product is annotated as DNA helicase MCM9. Gene Ontology annotation, molecular function: single-stranded DNA helicase activity; ATP binding; ATP hydrolysis activity. Bases 208 to 2100 code for a protein of 630 amino acids. NCBI's taxonomy places the organism in Eukaryota, Metazoa, Arthropoda, Insecta, Hymenoptera, Braconidae. Gene Ontology annotation, biological process: double-strand break repair via homologous recombination; DNA replication. The record is from RefSeq and is a predicted model, not a curated record. The transcript is spliced from 10 exons. Gene Ontology annotation, cellular component: MCM complex; nucleus.